AUCGGAUUGCAUCGUGUGGAUUGCGACUCGUGGACAUCAUCAGUUGUGGGAUCCCAGGCUAAAACGCACACGCACGAUUUUCGUGAUAACAGCGCGCGAUCGCGAUCGCGUAGCCUGCUUAUUGGGUGAGAGUUUUCUUCAGCGAAAACAAACUCUUGCAGUGAGUGAAGUGGUGGAAUUCUUGUGACGACAGUCACGUUGUCGUGAAACUGUGUGUGUGUCUUUAAAAAAUUAAAUCGUGGUUACAUUCGAAUCAAUGGGAUUUUCGACGACUGUUUUUUUGAGUUUUCGAACCUGCUGAUAGCUGCUGGCAGCAGCCUUGUGCGAUAGUUUUUGUUUCUGCUGUGUUUUGGCUGCGAACGAGUCGCUGUUUUGGUUGUUAAAAAAGCAACACGAAAUCAACGAGCGGUGAAAUUUCGCGUUUAAGAUAUGCUUCGUUGAAUGUUGAAGAUUCUGGUAUCACACGUGUGAAGCCGACUAGAAAAAAAACGCGCUCAGCACGUGAGGUUAGUCAAGUGUGGAGAAUAUACAACCUUUCCACGAAAGGGAAUCUACUUUGUUUGUGAAAUGAGUGUAGAAGGCUGAAUGAAGAUGAUGAUCAGUUGCAGGUUUAGUGAUUUGUGGUCACCAAGUGGAAAAUAAACGACAGGAUGUACGUGUGUGUGUGAUUUGAAUAUUGUGAUUAGUUUUUUUCUCAUUGGGAACUUUGACAAAGUGACAAUCAUUUUGUUCGCAAUGGAAGGCAAAACGGAGACUCGUUCCAAGCCUAUCUUGAGCCCAACGAGAUCAUUGGAUGAGGGGUUCGAGAGUGAUCCGGAUCGCAUUUCGACCGACUCGGAGCAUGCAACCGCCCAAGCAGCUCCAGCAUUCGAUGUAUUGCAAAGAACCGAUCGGGACGGGGUGCAGCAUACACAAAUUGCUCGACGAAAUCAGGACAGUCCACUGGCAAAAGACAGUGGUCCGGAGAGCAUCAUUUGUUUGGAUGGAGAGAUUGAGAAUGAGCUUCGCAGCAAGUUGGAGAAGACGACCCUCGGACGGUUACCACCAGGCGUCCAGAAUAUGAACCCGUCCAAGGCAAAUUCCAUCCAGUCGCAACAGAUCCGCUAUCGUCGGAUAAAGACGCGUGCACCUCCGCCUCCCCUGGGAAGUUAUUACUAUCAGAAACGCUCCCAAUCGGUCGAUUCCGUGAACAGAGCCAAUAUGAACAGUUUGUACAGUGUUGAACCUGCCGGAAUGCCUGGCGCGAAUCUCGAUAUGGUCAACAGCCAUGGCGACAUUUUGGCCGGUCGUUUCGUACGUGUCUCGGUAGAUCUGCGCCACCAGCAGCAUCAAUCGUUGAACCAUCCGUACCGGAUGUCCUCGCUCUCAACCAAUAAUAUUUACAAGUACUGUCACGCAUCACCGCCAAUGAUCGGCCAUCAGAACCAUCACCACCAGCACUCGAUGCAUCACCAUCAUCACCCUUCAGCUGGCGCCACCGGCAAUUCCUCUGGCUCAAGCAGCCGUAACAAUCUGUACUCGCUACAGCCGCAAUAUCACGGCGGAUUAUCCGCCGCAGCAUCCGUGCAGCCAGUGUCGAGCCCGACCGCAGCAGCCACCGCCAGAAACUACAAACAUUUCAACCACGUUCCAGUAUGUUGGACUCAGUCGAUACCAAGGCAAACCAGACGGUACAUCACACCAACAACCUUGCCCCAGGUGAUAGUGCCGCCGAACAAGUCCAGCGGCACUGGCAUCUCGCAGAAGCUCCGGGAUCUGGCCACGUCGGCCGGUCUACUCACCGCCAAACCCCGUCUCCCGCUAAAGCCAGUCAUCAAAACGCGGGGCUCGAAUAGCGCCGAGUUCCCGAAGAAGGUUACGUUCAGCGCAUUCGCCACCGUGCAGGUCGUCUGAUGCCUGGAGCUGGAAACCGCCAAGCGCGAAAUCCAAGCACCCGCGGCGGGCCACACAGAGCCAAAGUCCAAUCACCAACCAAGUUGUCCGAUAGGCCCCCCUGAAAAGGUUGGAGAGGGAGGAGAAGGAGGGCGUUCAACACGAGAAUGGGAAACAACGAUACAAGAAGAGGGACACUCCGGUUAUCACCCAGCAAAUAUCAAUUAUUUCCAGCAAUUAUAGGAAAUAAUUUGUUAUUUGCCAAUCGAACAUGCAUAUCAACUAUACGACUGUGCGAAAAAACAGCGUUAGAAAUAGUGGAAAAAAGCAGAUAGCAACCUGAAACACAUUGACAGUAAUGGAACGCACUCACACACAAACAAUUAGAAAAAGAAAUCCCGUAAAUCCCGUAAUGAAUUCAUAGUAGAAAAAAUAAAGAACGCUGUGAGCAGUGUCCGAUUGGGAUGUGAAAUUGGUCAAAAACAAUUGUGGAUACAUAGCAAUAAAAGUUCCCCAAUUGGAACGAAACUUGGAAAACUUGGAAGACUUCAAAGGUUCGUCGUUUUCCGUUUUUGAAAUGUUUACCUUAUUCAAAAAAGUAAUAAGUUUUUUAUUCUUGAAAUGAGGAAUUUUCAAUCUCCUUGUUGGUAUCAUGAAGACGAUGGUAAAAAUUUACGAACGUAACAUUUGGUUUAGCUCUUUUGUGCAGCACACUAUAUCGGCGUACUUAUUCUACCUCACUAAAUUAUUCCGAAACAUUGUCGAGGCGAACUUUUAAUUUAAUUUUUUUAGACACCUGCACAAGUAUACUUUUUCAUCCAAAGCUAGAAAGCUUUUCAUUCGAUUUUCAUGCUUGUAUGAUUGAAAUCUAUCAACCUCAAAGUACUUGCCAUGGACUAAAAUGUACAGAGGAUUCAUAAAAAUUAUAUUUCUAUCAAAACUCCGCAAAAAAUAUUCAUAUUUAGUUGCAACUGUUUACAUUCAACGGAGAAAAAUGACCUACUUUUAUGAUCCUGUUUCUCACUUUAGGAUGGAUGGUGGAAAUAUCUGAUGUUUAUGAUUUUGUGAGGAUGUAUUCAAAGCUGAGCUUCAUCAUCACUUGUAUUUUCCCUAGAAUGAGAACGGGUUGUACGGAUAAAGAAAACUUUGUAUAUAAAUAGGUAUAUUUUCGAAAAGUUAUGACUAUAUUAACAUUGACAAAAUUUUCCAAGCAUCAUCCUUUUUGUCUAUUCCCUCUACUUAUGCAUUUCAUCCAGUUCUCAGAACAAUUUUGCAACUCAAUUUCCAGUAUGGCCUAGGUACCUCAAAUAUUUUUUUCUUCGAUUUGAAUUCUGCAUGAAAAUAAACAUACAGAUGCUAUUAUUUUUAGAUAGAUCAUUUUUGAAGUUAUAAUUUUAUUUUAAAAAACUUAUUAGUCAUCUAAAGAGUGGAAUAACCGAAAUUCGCUUAACUUGAAUUUGAUGUAUUUUUUUUUUAAAUGGGCACUUAAAAAAGGUGUGAUGACAACGCAUAAAAACUGCAAAAUUUACGUGUAAUCCAAUGACACACAAACACUCUCCAUUUGACGGUAUGAUAACCGACGCGGUGCAAUUUUCAAUCGAAUCUCCAUCUCAAAUUUGAGAACAAAAUUUUGAAAAUUUGCACGGCUGUGUGACAUUCUUCAUUCACAACAUACAAUCGACCCUCCGAAAUGAUUACGCUCUCAGACUCUGCGUCGAGAAAAAAAACCUCUAUACAUAGCACACUGGCUACAGCUAGACUAUAAUGCGAUCACAAAUGAAAUUUCAUUAAUCAGAUGAAUAAAUAAGAGACAACAAUUUUUACAUUGGAAAAAAAACACCUCUGCUGUUCUCAAAAGAAUUCAAAUAUUUCUUCCAAAGCGAUGGACAUUGGAAACUUAGCAUUUUUUCCAUCUGUCAAGUAAUUCAUGAAUGCCUCGCAUAAAAAGAAUUAUUUUUGGUCAAACCUGUCAUCGAGCCUUUUACCGCACAUUUUCAUAAGAAUUGAAGCGCUGCUCAGCGAAUUCGUAUCCCAUCGAUGGAUACAAAAUCAUAAUAUAACCAACCAAAUGUCGCCUUUUAUGAUAUUCCGGUGAUUUUCGGAGCAGAGCUUUCACCAACAUUCUGUGUGAACCGGUAGCGGAUUUUUUAAUUUAUAACAUAAAAUCAAUUACGUACGUAGAUCGUAGUUCAUGGGCACAAAAUCCACAAUUUUUAACACAAAAAAAAUUCUGAAUGCAAAAACUCAAAAACUUUUAAUCUUUUUCAUUAGCAUGUAUAACUAUUAAUUUAAGCAUUCCGGUUUCCUGUUUAUACACGUUUAUACUCGCGGAGCCUAGUAAAUAUUUCUCUUCUGCAUUACUUCUACGCGUCAGUGCAAACUCUGAACUGAGUAUGUUUUGGGCAUGUUCGAAGAACCAUAAACCAUUUUUCACGUCUGCCCAGCUAGAUAGCAAAACAGAAACUGACAGUUUGCCACAGCGAAGGUAGUGUUUAUUAUAUUGCUUCUUUUCUUUCGUCCCUUGCACAAAAUGAAGCACGGUGGUUAACUACGAUUGUUUUUUUUCACAAUUGUAUGGAUAUAUUCAAAUCGUGCCUCGCUGUUACAUUAAUUGCUCAAUUUGGGAAACACAGAUUGGACCAAUCACAACACGUAAUUUUCGUUCAAAUAAUACUUGACAUCCCAACUGUUGUACAGUUCAUUCUUAAAAGUAUAAUUUCCUUUAUGCGUAGAACUAUGCACAUAGAAUGAUUUCCAAUCGAUGGAUGCUAACUUCUCUGCGACCUAUUAAGAAAUAGUUGGAGUUAUAAUCGUUUGAAAUCUUCCAUUUUUUUUUUAUCCAAAAUAUAUAUUUUUAUUAAGGCUCAUAUGGCGUCAGCCUAACGGGGCCGGGAGUUUAAUAUUUUGACAAUGUUUGCUUACAACUAUGUUAGUAAUAUGUAACCGAUUACUCGCGCUUGGCUCGAGGUUAGUAUUACAAGUGUUCUCAUAAUUUGGAUGUUGCAGUCUUCAGUACUCUGUACGUGUGCCCGACAUGGGAUACUUCCUAUUGGGAUGCAGCUGACCGUUAAUCAGCAACGCCCCCCUAGUCUGCACCCCAUAUCUAGCGUGGUGCGUCUUUCUCGACUCGAGGAAUCCAGGAUAGAAUGAUCACUAGACGGCGCAAUCAUCAGCUCGUGUAGAGUAGUCAUGAGAGGUACAACCUUUGGCUCUUGUUGAAUCAUCAGUGGACUGCACAACCUUCGGCCCGUGUAUCUGUAAAGAGUGUGUGUAUGUAUUGCCGCGACUAAGUAAAAGUUUAUAGAUAGGAUAGGAGGGAUAUAAAACAGGGACACAACGAAGGAAACAUCAUUAAACGUUGACAUCGGCGUUUCUGAGGAACAGGUAUAGAUGGAGCAGAAGAUCAGGAUCACGGCUACCUAAGAUAUCCCGGACGGGGAUAUCCGAUUGUCUGCCUUGUGCCCUCAAUGCUCUGGAGAGCUGAGAGCGGGCAGCAUGGAACCGGAUACACGACCAGACAACAUGCUCGAUGCCGUGGUAGCCAUCGCCACAAUCACAUAGAUUGCUUGCUGCGAGCCCAAUGCGAUAAAGAUGCGCGGCUUCCAUUAUUUCGGUUCAAUUUUUUAAAUUUUCAUUCCACACCCUAUACCUUUCUGUCAAACGUAAUGAAUGUAUGUACAUUGUAUGAAUGUAUUAAGAACAUCUCACCCAGAACACUGUCGCUAUUGAAUAAUAAGAAUUCUAUUUAAUUAAUUUUAAUAUAUCCUCAAACAAAUGGACUUAGAAUCAAAUAAAGCGGAUAACGAAAAUCGCGUAUCAUGCAAUAAAACAUCGGGUACAAAUACGAAAAAAGAUCUUUGAGAAUGAAAACUAUGUUUUAUUUAAAAAGAAACUUGAAGUGGAUGAUAUAUGCAAAAUAACCGCAAGGUGGACGUAGAACUAAUGUUGGCUUAGCAAUCAAUAAGUUACAAGCACAGACAUUUGGACAUUUCAUCUUUCGAAUAAAGUAAUUAUCAUACCACUUCGUUUAGCCGGAAAAUAAUUAUUAAGGAAUCGAUUCCUCCUCAGAAAGCAUUCGAUAAUAGAACUGCCGCUUUCAUCAAACAAUGUGGCUCCGUUCAGUCCGACUGCAGAAAAUAAAUGGAAUUGGGAGAGAAGAGCAUGCUACAUAGGCAUGUGAGCGUGAUCAUCCUUGCAUCGCGAUAACAACUAAAUGGAUUUCCGAAUUUAUUCGAUUCUUUGUUUUUAAAAGGCUUUAAUGGAUUUCCGAGCGGACGCCAGCUUAUGCACGGAUAUAUGUGACUUCAAACGCCUGUUUUCGAAGCUAUUUUAAGCUACUGAAACAAUUUUUCGAGCCAAUAAGUAGCAAUCAUAUAUCAUUUGGACAUUUUGUCUUUUAUAUGAAAUGAUUAUCAUUCCAUUUCGUUGAUCCGGAGCAGAAUUAUUAACGCUUGAAGAAGGAAUGGAUUCCUCCUCGGAAUUACAAAAAUAAUAUCUCCUUUCCGACAAUUGGAAACGACGAUCGAUUGCGGCAUUCUUAUACAAAUAAUUCUAUAACGCUGCUUUCAUCAAUGUGAUUUUUUUGAAUGAAGAAAUAUUCACUACACCAUAUAAAAAAAUCGUAUUCUUCACUAUCAAAUCAAAAUGGCAUUGGGAGAGAAAAGCAUAAUGCAUAGGCGUGUGAGCGUGAUCUUUGUGGGAUCCGCAUCAACCGCUUAUUCUGACAACGAAAAUCGCUGACCAUGUAUUAUUGAUGUUCGAGAAUAAAAAGGUCAUUGGAUGACAAAUCAGAACUGGCGGAUGACCCAUUUUAUCGAUGUUUUCACUGGUCAAAUAGGCGGUUGUUUGAACCGAUGUGUGAGAGCUUGACAUUCCAACUAUUGUAAAGUUGUCAUGGUGAAGUAUGAUUCCUCGUCUUGAGUUUGUUUUACCUUAUCUGGCCCAAGGCGCCUCUAUAUAUACCAGGUGAAACAAUCAUAUGAAAUGCACUUUCAGCCAUAUUGGAAUUGCUGUCGGUAUUGUUUACAAACAGCUUUGGUGGAAAUCUCUACCCGGUCUGAAGAACAGGAAAAUCAUCAGAACGCUACCGGCUGCUCUCUACAAACUGCUACGACGCUUAUUCGAACGAUGCCUACUAUGUUCGGCUUUCGCGAAUUUUUGUGAAAAAUAAGGGAUGAUUUUGUAGAAUUUCAUUCUUAUUCAUUUCAUCCACUACUCUCGCAUGUGAAAAUUCAAAAAUGGCGUAUCCUAGCAAUAACAAAACAAACAACCCCCGCUCCACUAACCGUAAUUCCCUUCUUAUUGAAGUAAUGAUGUUGCUUCACGUGUUAUACAUUUAUACAAGCGCCUUGAUCUGGCCGACGACUUUAAAAUUGAUGUUUUACGUUUCUCUAAGAAUACAUGAUCAGUUUUCCGAAGAAAACAACAAUUUGUUUGGAAGUGCUUUGAAUGCGAGCAACUCUUGUUAGGAUAUGUUCACUUUGAAAGACCCACACAGUGGCCUACUGUCUCGUUUUCGGCUCGUAAUUUUAGAUCCAUGAGAACCGUGGUAUUUCUUUGAAAUCCCAUUUUCAACAUUUUUGAGUUCAGUCAUCUUUAGGUAUUCUCAAAUAAACUUACUCGAUAGGUCCUCCGUUUUUAUCGAUUACAUCCUCAAGACGACGCCGGAAGUUAGAAUACGCCUUUCGAAAGUAAUCAUCCGAUAUCGACUGCUAUGUGCGCGCUAUGACAGACUUCAGAGUCUUUACGCUAGAGUGAGAUAUUUUGCAGGCUUCAAUAUACCGCCAAAUUGAAUAAUCCAACGGGUGUUAGGGGGCCAUAAAUCUUUCGGUCAAAUCUUCAUAUUUUUCAGCCAUCGUUGGGUUCGAUUUUACGUGUAAAAUUGUGGUCCAUCCUAUUGUAGGACAGCGUAAUGAUCCUUAGAGAAGUUGGCCUUCACCCCAGAAAAGCACUUGGCCAUUUAAAAUAUCAAUAUACAUUUCGUUUUUGGUUUUAACACCAUCAUCAAUGAAAACAGGCGGCAUUUUCUAUCCGUUGGGCGGCACUAAUCCAAACAUUAUGACACCAACCGGAUGUUUGGGUUGGAACUCAAACUUCACUUUUUCUGGAACAUAUUCAAAUUUCUCCGAUGAAAUGAAUCGGUCUGUGCGGCUGUUGGACACAGUAUCGAUGCUGAACAGCUUUUCAUCGGAGAACAGGAUUGUCACUCCUCUGACAAAGAAAGCAAUCUCUUCGAUUUCAAAGUUCUUCAACCUGCUCCGUAAUCGAGUGAUCAAGUCAAGUGAUUCUUCGCAUGGAUUUUUGAGGAAAGUUGGCUUCCUUAGCAAGUAAGCAGGACUUUUUGAUGCGAUAAAUUGUGGCCAAAUAGCAUCCUUGACAAUAUCCUUCUGCAUCUUCUGGGCGAGUAGCAAACUCGCCAUCUUAGGCGUACUUUUUCACAAAUUUGCAAAAAAAAACAAUUCCUAUGUUCUGAGGUCGCACUUAGAAGUAAACGUUAACAAAUACACUGUAAACAAAAAUGAUUAAUUAGUCACACAAAUAAACCAAAUAUUAAAGUUUAAACAUAUUCACAUUUUUUCAUACUUACUCUGUAUAAACAGACUGACACUUCGCCGUCGAACUCCGGGCCUACAAAAUUACGAAACGUAAUAAAUUCGUCAGUAGAGGAAAUGAGGGGAAAUUGGAGCCCCUAAGCGGAUCGCCUAAUAUUUCCAAAACAAUAAGGUCUAAAUAAAAAAAAAUGUCACAUUGAACACUGAGCUACACUUGUUUUUUCUCAAUCAAUAAUGUUUAAUAUUUAUAUCAAGCUUCAAAUUACGAAAUACAUCAUAAAAUAAAAGAGAUGAUUUUUGUACAUUUUAAUUUAAUGCGUGGUGAUUCGGACCGUCUGUGGGGUGAUUUGGUCCAGUGUGUGUUUCAUCGAAAAACCAUACUUAUGUUGAUGUAAAAUAAUUCACGAUAAUAUUACAACCAGUAGCAGUGUCCUGGGAUCGAUACCAGGUGUCAUGGCCAGAUUCCAGACCAGAAAAAUUGCAUUGAAACCAUUUCGAAUUCUGUAUGGAUCUUUUCACUGUUGUUCGAAAAAAAAAGAAAAUUGUACUGUUGUUCGAGCAUUCUCAAUCACUAUCGAUGCUUGGUCAACGAAAAUCCGUCCUUGAUGGCCUGUGUUUCUUUUUCAAGCACCUCCUUCUUCGAACGUUGUCUGCCCAUUUUUUUUUUGUAAUUCAGCAGCAUCUUGAAUCAAUUAGACCAAAGAAAUGCUUCAAUCCUGUAUGACCAAUUGACAGAAACGUGUCCAUGUCACCCCACACAACAUGCAAAAUUAAUCAACGGAAAAAACCUUAAAACCACGAUCGAAAAACUUACAUUUUCUAACAAUCGAAGUGCUUGCUGUGUUCAUGCUACCGUUUCCCUACACCUUUCACGGUAGGUACAUACGAUUCAACAAUAGAAUGAUAUGACAUUAUAAAAAAUCCAAGCUGAGCCGUACUUUUUGAGAUAAAGGUGUUGUUCAAAUCACCCCGUAUAUACAAAUCCAAAUCAACUUACCCUAAUAUCUAACAGCCGCAUUCUUGAGUAUAUUAACUUUUAUUUUUAUUUGCGUUUGCAUUCAACAUUAAUUUCAUUGAGGAUGGUAGUUUUGAAUAUGUUUCCGAAUAUGCGUUCGCGGAUAAGCCGGAUCGUCCGCUCGUGAAUAAUCAGCGCUUUACUGCAUUGAAGUUUUCAUAUCUUGAAUACACAGUUCGAUAUUAUAGUUGGUGAUAUAGAAAUUAUUUAUUUUUGGUUCAGGCAACCAAGCCAUUUUGAAAAUCAGGUCUGGUAUGGAAAGAUUUAUGUAUGAUGAUUGGAAAAUUACCUAGCAAUUCACGUGAGCUCAUGCAUUUUGAUUUAGGUAAUCAAUUACACGAAUCGAAUUGAACCAGAACACAAAAACGAUUAUUUUGACCAAUUCAAUUGCCCCAAUCGCACACUGUCCACAACACCCAAAGCACUCUCCCAACCAACCAUUCAAUCGGUACAAAUUUUCUCGUCACCCGCAUCGACUCCUGCAGCAGAUAGCGAUCGCAAUGUCCCAAAUAGAUCGUCGUGUGGAUCAUGUCAAGCACACCGGGGCCGAAGCCCUCCUCCGCUAGAUGUUUCCUUGGGCUGUAGAGCACAAUUAACAAUCAUAUUAACCAUUAUUCUCACAACAUUCUCAUCCCUCCCUUUCCCUUGCCCAAAAGCAGACACACAUACGCGUAUUAACCAGGAGGGAAUUGUUUAUAUUUUAAUUUUGUCUCUCCAGUGUAUGUGUGCAUAUGGUGUACGUGUGCUAGGUGUAUAUCGAGCAGGCAAUCUCAUUUCUUCUUGUUCUACGUUUUUAUUGACUAGUGUGCCUAAGAUAAUUCCUAGCUUCUCAAGCCAGCCGUUGUACAGAACAGCUAGAACACUCAAGGGUCUUGUGUCAACAGACAAGCGUAGGAACCCGCGGCCAAUUAGAAGACUUAAUAUUUUUUACACCUCUUCUACUGUACGUUCAUAGGACCGUUGUUUUGUUUUUAUUUUACCGCAAACCGUAUGAGGAAAUAAAUGAACGAAAAAUUCGAAGAAAUUCAAGACGGUAUCGGAAUCAUGCAAGACAAGGAAUUCCAGAUCAAGAUUUGCUACUUCAACCAUACCAAUAAGAUUUAUCGGAGAAAACAUGCCCAUGAAAACAUAAAACAUUGUAUCAAAGAGACGGUGAAUCCAAAUAGCGUGCGAUUAAAUGUUACGAAUUCCUCGCGGGUAAGUUCAUAUCGUUUUUCUUCGGCCAUGAAUUACGUUUGGGAGAAAAUUGAACCCAAUCCGUGCAUCUCUUGUCAUUGGUUGUCCUAUGUAGCCUAUUAUGAACCUGUAAAAAUAUGUAUAAAACAAAUCCUUAACCUUAACAAAACACACGCGGAGAAUCUUAAAAGCAGAACUUUAGUGUGACAGCAAGCUGAAGAGCCGUACGAAAGCGGACCGUGUAUGUGUGUGCGUGUAAAUAGCUAGUAGAAACUGUCGCUACGAAUUAGUGAACCAAUUUGUAAAUAAAACCUACUCAGUAAGCAAAGAUGGAAUCGAAUAAAAGCACACGCGAUCAUAGUG
Molecule: messenger RNA, 10977 nt
Organism: Toxorhynchites rutilus septentrionalis
Lineage: Eukaryota; Metazoa; Arthropoda; Insecta; Diptera; Culicidae
Exons: 2
Coding region: 736-1893 (385 amino acids)
Source: RefSeq, a predicted model, not a curated record